UUUUCACGAUAUCUUGGAAUUAUUAUUCGAGAUAGAAAUAUUUGCCCAGUAGCUGUUGAGAAUUGGGCCAAAAUACCACAGCAAAAUAAAGAUCAUAUGUGGGCAUCCAUUAAGGAUAAAUUUGAUGCUGAGGACAUGGAGCAAAAGAGAGAGUUAGUAAUGAGACACUUGCGCGAUUUGUGGAAUAAGUGGCGUGGUGACAUGCACAGGAAAUAUGUGAAAGAAAAUUCAUUGCAAGUUGCACUUAGAAAUAAACCUACAGAAGUGAGUGUUGAUGACUGGGAUUGGCUAGUUAAGGAACAUUAUUUUUCUUCAAAAUUCCAGAAAGCAAGCCAACAAAAUACACUUAACAGAGGCAAAAGAAAGAUGCUCCACCACACGGGCAGCAAAUCCUUUAGACAAAUUGCGUGGGAAUUGGAUGAAAUUGUUCAAGUCAAACAAGCAAACCCUUCACUUUCUGACAUUGAGAUAGUUGAGAAAAUCUGGGGGAAGCAAUCUCAUGGUCACAUCACUGUAUUUGGUGGCGGGACUACUUUGAAAGAUUUGAGAGGACCGCUCCCUAGUCGAUCUGAUCUGGAAGCACGGGUUAUAGAAGAAAAGAGAAAGAACCAGAUGCUUCAACAACGCUUAGAUGAGCAGGAGCAACAACAACAAAGGAUGUCUGAGUUGGAGUCACAAGUGAAAGCUAUGCAAAAACUUUUUUUUUAGGCAAUCACCUUCAUUGGCUCCUCAAACUCAAGAACGU
Messenger RNA from Asparagus officinalis (garden asparagus), 745 nucleotides. RefSeq lists its product as uncharacterized. The record is from RefSeq and is a predicted model, not a curated record. NCBI's taxonomy places the organism in Eukaryota, Viridiplantae, Streptophyta, Magnoliopsida, Asparagales, Asparagaceae. The transcript has 4 exons. Bases 97 to 708 code for a protein of 203 amino acids.